AUGACCAAGGGCCGGCAGCUAAAGAAUAAACUAAGGCACUACAAUGUUUCGAGGGGACCCACUUCUUCACAAUCCCAGCAUGAGCAGCCAGCGUCAGUGACCGAUCGGCUUACUCAAAUGCGUGCUGAACACUUGAGAGCCAUCCAGAAUCGGAAUGGGCAAGGCAAGCAAUCACAGGUUACAAGCGUGCCACCGUUGCCCCCAAGUAUGUUGACAGAACUUUCACCUCUUCCUCCAUCCCCACUAUCAGGAUCAUCAUCUUCUAGAGUUGCAGGACCCAGACCACCACCUUCUUGGACCAUGUCUCACUACUCACACAUGGCUGCAUAUCAUGCACGUACCCCGCCACCUCGACCUUCCUAUAUCCAAUUAUGCAAUGCACGUUCAUCCUCUUUACGCACAUUAUGUGCUCGUCUCACAGUCGAUCGAAUUGUCCAUUGUCCACGUCAAGUAUCUCGAUUAUCAGUGCGCAGCAAGCAAUGGGUGCUGAGUGAAUUCGGUGAUCGAUUGACAGAUGCAUUGCUGCGCCAUUUUGCAGGGGAUUUGUAUGGGGAGUUGUGUCUUCGGGAAGCCAAGGUAUCAUUCGCUAUGCUUAUCAAGACGUUUUGGAAAACAGUGCCCUUGCCUCAAGAGCAACCCGAUGAACUGGCCGAGGAUUGGGAAGAUACUUUGGACGAUUGGGAAGAAGAAGGAGGAGAUCAACAUGAAGAAGAACAACAUUACAUCACCUAUCAACACCAUAACGAUUAUCGACUUGCGCCCAUCUUGGAUAUUCUUGGAGACCAUCAUCCCGUAUUAAUGACACCACUAUCAGCGAAACUCGUGAUGCUCGACGUUUCAUUUAUGCCACAACUCGAUCCAAGCUUUUUCUAUUUGGUGGCUUUCACAUUACCCAAUUUGACACGGCUUAUCAUGGCGGGAUCAACAGCAACUCAGGAAGUCGUGCUGCUCUUAUCACGUGAACUUAAAUUCCUCGUCUAUUGGGAUAUUGGAUACCAUACAUGGCUCACAUCGCAUGUCAUUUGCCGCGAUAUUCAAUGGGAACGGGAUCUCAAACGAUUGAAAACGUUGUGUAUUGUGGCAGCUGGACCAGAUGGACUUACGGGUCGUGACCUUGUUGACAACAUGCGUGAAAUCAGGCCGCGAUUACAUAUCGAGUGGGAGUAG
Messenger RNA from Lichtheimia ornata, 1167 nucleotides. RefSeq lists its product as uncharacterized. The record is from RefSeq and is a predicted model, not a curated record. Lineage: Eukaryota; Fungi; Mucoromycota; Mucoromycetes; Mucorales; Lichtheimiaceae. The transcript has a single exon. The coding region runs from base 1 to 1167 and encodes 388 amino acids.